This is a messenger RNA of Morus notabilis, 2290 nucleotides long. RefSeq lists its product as uncharacterized. The record is from RefSeq and is a predicted model, not a curated record. Bases 397 to 1956 code for a protein of 519 amino acids. NCBI's taxonomy places the organism in Eukaryota, Viridiplantae, Streptophyta, Magnoliopsida, Rosales, Moraceae. The transcript is spliced from 4 exons.
AUGAUAAUGCGGAGUGGACACGUGGAGAUACAUCUUGUCGUGUGUGAAGUCGUGACCAGGUUCAAUGAACAUAGCUUGUCUUCGAGCUGAUGAAAAUGGGCUGUCUCUGAUAUCUCCAACAUCCACUUAUUGGGCCUAUGAUUGUAGCAGCCCAAAAUGCAAAACAAACGACAAAACGACAAACAGAAAUGCACUCGGGACUCGGCCGGGUUGUGGCUCGAGUGACUCUCGGUCUCUAGAAGAUUACGCACAAUUACAAAUUAGCCCCUUCAGUCCGCCCCAUGAGAUAAAGAGAAGAGAGAGCCUUUGCCAGCGUACCCGCCCGUUUGAGAAAUUCAAAAACACAGUGGAGAGAGAAACACAGACAGAGAGUCCGUACAAUAGAGAGAGAAAGAAAUGCCGAAGAACGAAGUAAAGUCGAAGUCGGUUCGGAGGCCGCUGAGGGACUUAGCGAACAACAUCGGCGGUGGAAGAUCCUCGAGACCCGUGACCACCGCAACGAAGAGAUUUACCCAGAAAGAGAAGAUUUACAGGCCUACGGCUCAAGAAGAUGAUGAUGAAGAAGAGGAAGAAGAAGAAGAAGAAGAAAAUGAAGAACUUCUUCUCAUUCAAUCAGACCUUUCUUACAUCAUUGGCAAGUUUGAUGAACUUGUUGUGAAAGCAUCUAAAUUGAAGUUACCGAGCAAAGCUGCGAGAGAAGAACUUGAAUCCUUUGCACAUGAUUUAUCUGAAAUGAGGUCCUCUUUGAAGCCAUGGGUUCCCAGAUUAGCGAGGGUGGUCACCAGUAGUUCUUUGGAGUCUGAGAAUCAGUCGAGAAUGUCUUCAGUAAGUCAAUCUGUUUCUGCUGUAAAUGAAGUUGAAACUGAGGUGCCCGAGAGUCCCGAGAAAACGAAUCUAGACUUCUUAAUCUCUCCUUCACCUCUUGUGUCUUGGCGUGCUAACUGUACUAUUGAGAGAGGAAGACAGAUGUUUUUGCUUACCCCUCUUCCUAUUUCAAAGACACUACCAUCAUCCAAACACCCAGACCCUCCUAAAUUGGUGUUUGAAAGGGUUGCUUCAGAUACUUUGAAGAAGAUACCGCCUUUUAGUUCUAUAUCCAUGGGCACAAAGUAUGAUUUGCUUGAAGAUAUAGAAAUACAGCCAACUCCAGUGAAGCCUUCUUAUUUGGUUGCGACCGAAACAACUAGCAAUGUAGAAUCUGGUGCUGUGUCUCCCCUAAUGUUCUCUAAAAGCAAUUGCUCCAUGGUAGUAAUGACUCCGUGUAUAGAAAGGUCACCUCCGAAAUCUUGUGUAUUGCUCGGAGCAAUUUCUGAGUCCACGCAUGCAGGAAAAAAAAGGAUUCAUAAGUCGACCCCAUUUCCUGUUGGGAUUAAGAAGUGCAGUGAAUCGUAUAUUUCUGAGUCUUCUUCUUCUGGCAGUGAAGCUCCAGAAGGUAUAGCUUUGAAAUAUCCAGAACUUUUGGGCAUCCGAGGCCCAUAUAAAUCAGGGGUUACAAAGAAACAGAUUGAAGCAUCGCCGGAUUGGUUUAGAUCACCUCCUAAAACUUGUGUUCUAAUCGACCCUUCUGAUGAGCCAACUCUGGACAAUGACGUUGCUGCUGCAAAUUGCCGCUUACGAAUGCCAGUAACUGGGCAUGCUCCGAAAAGCCAAACGAAUGUGCCUCUACCAGAAGUUGAUUCCCAAGAUACCGAUCAGCAAGUGAAGAAAACUGUUGUUCAAGAACCUCUAGAUGGCAAUCUCAGCCUUGUUGCGAGCACUCCUAUUUGGAAGGAACCUCAAAGCACAAAUCGAAGAGGCAAACCUCCUGGCGAGAAUACUUUGAAGAAGGAGCUGUGGACAAAGUUUGAAGCAGCCUCUAAUAAGGGGCUUCACAUUAGUGUUUCCGUACUACAAGAACCUUCUCAAAAAGGAUUUCUCGAUCGAUUAGAUGAGGUUUGUUGUGAUGGAGAAAUUUAAAACACCUGAGCCAAUCUUUUGCAAAGAUGUUUCUGAACUUCAGGUUGAUGUGGUUUUGUGAUUGUUCUUUGGCAUUAAGGUGCGUAUCACUUGGUUCUUGUAUCGCUUCCACAUUGGCUUCAGAGCUUGUCAGUUGCAUUUUGGUCCUUUUUCCUUCUCUUUAAUGGGAAGCAAUUCUAUUUUAUAAUUGUCCUUUACCACAUCAAUACUAGCUAAUGCAUGUAGAUUCCCAAUAUUGGGCAGUAAUUUGGAAUCUUAUACGCUGAUAUUGGAAUCUCCCAAUAAUUUACGAAUUGAAUUUUUUCUUGGGAUCAGAAGUGGAAUUUAUUGGCAU